Solanum dulcamara is the source of this 843-nucleotide messenger RNA. RefSeq names its product alpha carbonic anhydrase 7-like. The record is from RefSeq and is a predicted model, not a curated record. Bases 1 to 843 code for a protein of 280 amino acids. The transcript is spliced from 7 exons. Gene Ontology annotation, molecular function: carbonate dehydratase activity; zinc ion binding. Lineage: Eukaryota; Viridiplantae; Streptophyta; Magnoliopsida; Solanales; Solanaceae.
AUGAAAAAACAAAGCUACAACUCAAUUUUGAUUAUUUUUGUAUCACUCCUCUAUUUGUCUCUAUUUUUGAAUGCAACAUCCAUUAGUAAUCAAGAAGGUGAAGGUGGUGAAGUUGAUGAUGAGGUGGAGUUUGAUUAUAAGGAAGGGAGUAAGAAAGGACCAAGUAAAUGGGGUGAGCUACAUAAAGAAUGGGAAACUUGCAAGAAUGGGAAGAUGCAAUCUCCAAUUAAUAUUGCAAGUUGUAGAGUUAAAAAUAUGAGAAAGUUGGGUCACAUGAAAUACUACAAGCCUACUAAUUCUACUAUAAGGAAUAGAGGACAUGAUAUAUCAGUGCAUUGGCAUGGGGAUGCUGGAUCAAUUUUGAUGAAUGGCACACAGUAUCCUCUUCAACAAAUUCACUGGCAUUCACCAUCUGAACAUACUAUUAAUGGUAGAAGGUAUGCCUUGGAAUUGCAUAUGGUUCACCAAGACAAGGUGAAUAAUAAGAUCGUUGUAAAUGCUGUCCUUUACAAAUUUGGCAGACCAGAUCCAUUUCUUUUUAUAUUGAGGAGACAAAUAUUAUCCAUGCUAGAUCAAGAAGGUGAAGAGAGGAGUUUAGGCAUGAUUAAUCCAAAGUAUAUCACUAGUAAUAAUUAUGGAAAAAGUUACUAUUAUAAGGGUUCACUCACUAUCCCUCCCUGCACAGAAGGUGUCACUUGGAUAGUCAACAAGAAGGUACAAAGUGUUUCAAGAUUUCAAGUGAAGUUGCUUAGAAACGCUGUCCAUGAUCAUGCUGAAAGAAAUGCAAGACCACUGCAACCACAUAACAAGAGAAAAAUCCAACUUUUACUCUCCAAGCACUAG